GAGGUUCUCAAGCUGGAAAGCUCUCAAUCGAGCCACAGCACGACUCAUUCAUGUUGCCAGAUCCUUCCAUGAAGGUGCGGACAACACCAGCUGCAGAGGCUGGCAUGACUGUAAUAAACCAUGCGGUACAAGUGAGUUGUCACAAGCCAAAACAGCAAUCAUUCACUGUGUGCAACAUGAAGCCUUCAGAGAGGAAUUCAAAUGCCUUGAAAAAGGAAAAGAGUUCCCUAAACAAAGUACACUCAAAAAGCUGAACCCAGUGAUUGAUGAGGAUGGGUUGCUGAGGGUGGGAGGCCGCUUAUCCUCCGCCGACAUGUCACAAGACGAAAAACAUCCUCUCAUCAUCCCACGGACACAUCAUGUCGCCACCCUGCUGGUAAGACAUUAUCACGAGCAAGUGGCUCACCAGGGCCGUCAUUUUUCAGAUGGAGCUAUUCGAGCAGCAGGCUUCUGGAUUAUUGGGAGCAAACGUCUGGUCUCUGGUAUCAUUCACAAGUGUGUCACCUGCCGCAAGGUUAGAGGAAGGUUAGUUGACCAAAAGAUGGCUGACUUGCCUGCAGACAGACUCUCAUCUGAACCACCAUUCACCAGCGUUGGACUUGAUGUGUUUGGACCAUGGAAUGUCAUAACUCGUCGCACUAGAGGUGGUAGUGCAGACUCCAAGCGCUGGGCGGUGCUCUUUACAUGUAUGUCUACUAGAGCAGUCCAUAUCGAGCUCAUCGAAUCCAUGUCCACAUCCAGCUUCAUCAACGCGCUGAGGCGUUUUUUCUCUAUCCGUGGUCCAGCAAAAGUGCUACGCUCUGAUCGAGGUACAAACUUUAUAGGUGCCUGCAGGGAACUGGGUAUCGACACAAAUGACUCAGAACUGACUAAAUACCUCUCAGAUAAGGGAUGUACUUGGAUAUUUAAUCCUCCACACUCGUCUCAUAUGGGUGGUUCUUGGGAGAGACUCAUUGGGGUUGCCAGACGUAUCCUUGAUGCUAUGCUGUUUCAGACGGGCUCCACUCGUCUCACACAUGAGGUCUUGAGCACUCUUAUGUCUGAAGUUAUGGCAAUAAUCAAUGCGAGACCCUUAGUGUCAGUGUCAACCGACCCUGACAUGCCUGCCAUUCUCACACCCUCAAUGUUACUGACACAAAAGACCAGCGCUACCUCAGCCCCUUCUGGAUACUUCAGCAUGAACGACCUUCAUGGAAAACAGUGGAAGCAAGUCCAGUGUCUCGCUGACACCUUUUGGAAAAGGUGGAGACAGGAGUACCUGACAACGCUGCAGAGACGCAGAAAAUGGACAGCAGAAAAGCCAAAUGUAAAAGUGGGAGACGUUGUCUUAUUGAAAGACAGUCAGGCACACAGAAAUGACUGGCCAGUCGGGCUUGUGGUCAAAACCUUUCCCAGUACUGACAAAAAGGUUAGGAAAGUAGAACUAAAAAUUGUCAAGCAAGGAGCUGCUAAGGUGUUUCUGAGACCAAUCUCAGAGAUUGUUGUUCUUCUUUCUGAAGCAUCCUAGAGACAAAAGAUACAAAUAGAAAGGACAUUAUUUGUUUCUUGAUAUGUUUUAUUUCAUAGUGGCACAAUUUCAUUAUACCAGGCGGGGAGUGU
Salvelinus namaycush (lake trout) is the source of this 1599-nucleotide messenger RNA. RefSeq lists its product as uncharacterized. Gene Ontology annotation, biological process: DNA integration. The record is from RefSeq and is a predicted model, not a curated record. The coding region runs from base 314 to 1507 and encodes 397 amino acids. Gene Ontology annotation, molecular function: nucleic acid binding. The transcript has a single exon. NCBI's taxonomy places the organism in Eukaryota, Metazoa, Chordata, Actinopteri, Salmoniformes, Salmonidae.